UUCAAAUAUUGUAAUUUUAUUGUCAGUUUCUUCCUUUUAUGUUCGAAAAUUUAUUUAUGAAGAAAAUUUAUAUUUGAAAGAAUGUCUACGCAUAAGAAAUUUAAACGUAAAAUAAGUAAAAAGACCGCCAGAGGUGGUCUUUUGGAUAGGUACAGUCCUUUCACAGAAUUGUUCAAAGUGCCGGCUACAAGUCUGAAGAAAACGGUGAAUGUAUUUGAAAGCUAUGAGCCUGAUCCUGGGGAAUGUUUGGACUAUAAUAUUUCUCAGACUUAUGUAAAAUGGAACGUCGGCGAGACGAACAUCAACGUAACCGAAACUCACGCAGAUUACGUUCCCGCCCCUGAAAGUUUUUCCAAAAAGAUAAAAAAACGCAAAUCAUAUACUGGCGUGCCACCUAUUAGCAAGACUGUGGAUGAAAUAUGGCUGGAAGAAAGAGAAUCUUCACAACGCAGAGGCAAGCAGGAGUUCAAGCAAUUCAGGAAGAAGAGGAAGAUCGCUGACAAGAUAAGAGGUAACUGCCUCCACAAUACAGUAUUAGGUAUGGUUGGACCAGAUUGGUACCAAGAACUUUCCCCAAAGCAACUCGAAACCGUUGAUGAUCUAGAGCGAUGCAUACUGCAAGAUUAUGUAAGCAAGGGCUACAUCAAUACUAAAGAAAAUAUGGCUGCCUUAGGUUUGGUGUUACGUCCAAAUCCACAAAAACUAGAGAGAGCUUUGGAAAUUUGCUGCGGCGAUCCCGUAGAGUUCCUGCUAACCCUUUAUCAAUUAAGCAAUCCAAAGAGAAAACAAUACUCCGUCAAUGAUAGACUGAUUCUAUCAGCUGUUGUCCAUUUGACUAUGACCUUCACAUUGAGAGAGUUGCAUGUUAGAAUUCCUUCUCCACCAAGGAAACCUAAGGUAGUUCAAGAGGAGCCACAAGAAGUGAAAAAGGCGAAAUAUAAGUCUCCAUAUUUGGUGCCGUACACGUUCAAACCAAAGCCACCAGCUCAUACUGGAGAGUAUAUCAACAGUCAAAUUCAACAUCCUGAAAGUCCGUAUUUUAGUUACCUCGAAGAUCUGGCAGGAGAAAUGGCGCAAAUGAGGGAAGAUCCAAAUCUAGGCAUUAUGAGUAGAGGGCUAGAUGGCACCGAGAUUGUAUAUGAAAUUCAGGCAGCUCAAGACUACUAUAACGAAAUACAUGGAACCAACAAGAACUGUAUUCUGCCACCAACAAUUCUAGUACCUUUAGAAAAAGACCAAAGGAAUGCUAUUGGUGAUACUAAAGCUUUGCUUGAUGACUUAAAAGAAAUGACGGUGAAUGCACCAUUUGUUAAGGUCCAGGGAAUAGUUUUCGUCAACGCUGGGGUGGUCAUCACUAAUUUAGGUAGAGUAUUUUUCGUACAAGGAUCGUAUCAAUCAAGUGAUCUUGAACAUCCGAUAUAUCAAUACGAAGAAAAAGAACCGAGUUUGUCUGCUUUGAACACAAAUAUUGAAGACGAUUGCUGCAACGUUGGGGAGCAGGACGUUAAAUGCCUACCAGGAGCUCAACAACUAAACGAAUUUGAGGAGUCAGGAAGAGAAAAAUCGCCAGCACCUGCAUGCAACGAAGUACAUCCAACAUUUGAGGACUCGUCAAACGGAGAUGGUUGUAUCUGUACCAGCAAACGGAUAAUUGGAAAACCCUUUAAUGGCGAAGCGCUUUUUGUCAAUGGUGGUAUAGCUAUUUCACGCAUUGGGCCAGCGUAUUUGGUCUCCUAUUCUGUGGUAAGGGUUGAUGAGGCACAACCGUUGAGGAGACCGAGAAUAUGCUGUAUGAAGGGUGCUGAGGAUUCGGGAUAUUGGGCAGCCAAAGGUGGGGCCUGCACGUGUGUGGCUCAGCGUAAAGCUGUUCUGAGAAGAUAUCAACACUGUUAUCCUGUUACCUAUGUGAUCGGAGGGAUUGUUAUGACUGAGGUUGGUCCUGCUUAUAUGGUGUCCUCGGUUUGUAAGAAGAAAGAAAUUAAAAAACCAGAAGUAGAAACUGCGGAUCCAGACGCGUGCAAAUGUAAACAAGAAGUUGAUAGAUUUUUGAAACACAGGUGCGAAUGUGAAACGUGUCGAGCUCAAGAAAGACAAGACAACGCUACUUUCAUAAUCGCCGGAAUGAAAGGGCAAGAAAUUGAUCCUCCCAUUCCAAUAAUAUCUGCAUGUGUGUCCCAGAAGAACUGCAACUGCCUGGAGAGAUACAUGGAAAAAUUAAAAACGAUGCAUGAGUACAGGCAGAGACUUGAGACUCGAUGGAGGAUGAUGUCUAUACAGAAUAAGUACGCUAUUGGAGGUGUCGUACAAACGGCCAGAGGUCCUAUGUAUAUGCUGACUGGCAUCAGGCCCCCAAUACAAUGCGCAUGUGCGGAAAUGCUGCGAAAGCAAGACGAAGAGAAGGAAGCUAGGAAGAGAAUGCCCGAACCGCCUCCAGCAGGGAGGAUCAAAUAUCAUAUACAGGGUGUCAGACAAAUGAAAUGCGGGCAGAGUGUGUAUAUUUUAUCACAGGCGCUGCCUGUUGAGCCGUGCCCCUGUGAGGAAUUGUUUAACAGGCAAAUGACCUCUUCUAAAUAAAAGAGGUUUUAGCAAGUACAAAAUGAAUCUGAAGCGCACAAAAAACCAAAACAAAAUAUGGCUGUGUCUACUUGGCAUUGACGGAUUCGUCGGAAUUAUGUGUCCUUUGCCGAUAUGGGGAAUUUUGAAAUAUUACUAGAUAUCCAGCCGUUAGUGGAGAUCGCAGAUUUUCAGAAUGAGUUUCACAUGCACUCGUGGACAAAAAGUGCAUCUGAUACGAUAGUAUAGUGUCUCUAUUUUCGCAGGGAGCUUGGGAGGUCAUUUUGUAUAAGAACUUGAGAUUCCAGGGUGCACAUUCAAGAUGCAUGGAUAGAUACAAAAGUUUCAUGAGCAAAAUACAAGAAGCUCAUAAAGACUGGGGCUUAGGCGAGCGUUGGUAUGAGAGCGACCAACCUAUCGAAGAAGAGAGAAAGCCGAAGACUUUGAGAAAGAAGAAGAAAAAGAAAGAUUUCCAUGGACGAAAAAGCAUUGUGUUUUUGGAAAUCGACCCAGUGGCGACGGAGCUAAACACGAAAAAGGAAAAACAACGUCUAGGAGGCGGUUUCUGACCAUUUUGAGGGAACUUUUUGUGCUGUUAAAAAAUGGCAGUUGGAGCAACCUUCAUGUCAGAUUACGAUUACGAUGCACAAUAUUCCGUGACAACUCCAAUGCAAGACAGAUCAUCGAACAUGAGCUUUCUAACGUGGGACAAUGUAGAUGAAAAAAGUAUCGACAUGAGGUAUGAUGAUCGUUUUGACGUCAUCGAUGACCCCUGCGUAAAAACAACAUCGAAAAAUUAUACUGCCAAAAGCGGCACGAGGCUGUCCCGGUCUAAGGAAAAAGUUAGCAAAAAAGCUGUAAUCAUUCCAGAAGAAAAAGAAAGCGAGAUUAAAACUUUUUUCCCGACUAUCGGAGACCUAGAUUGCAGCCCAACAGAUCUUGUACAAGAAGAAAAAAAAGAAGAAAUUGGUGGUGUUACAGUGAGCACACAGGAAAGUGAGCUCCCAGAACCAGUUUUUGUGGAGUCCCAAGAGGUGUUGCAACCCCCAGAGCUGCCUGAUAAGCCGUUAUGUAGACCUGAACCUGGAGACGCCUACAACUUUGAAUUGACUAAACCAAAGUCUCCGUGUGAACCGACAGACUUCAUGACGACCCCUUGUUGGGAAUCGGAGGCAUCAUCCAGUGUAGCCAGCACAGCGUCAUGUAGAAGCGAUUGUCAAAGUGCAAAAGCAGGCGCAACUGUUGCUUCGCCCCACAGCAUACCAAAACAGCCAUUGUGCCAGUGUCUUCCCAAGGCAAAAGCAGUUCAUGAGCCAGAUGAGCUUUAUGGCUUCAAGAGAUAUGCUAUACUGAAAAAAAUCCCGUGUGAUGAGAAGGGGCAGAGAAAAAUUUUAAAGAGGGUGCUCGAAAUGAUGGCAGAAGACGGCUUUGUUCUAGCACGGUUGCCAGAUGCCUACAAAUUGCCCCAUUUCAAACUUUGGAUGCAGAUGAGAUGUGGAAAAAUAUGGACAAGGAAAGAUAGAGACAGGUUGAAACUGUUAUCCAUAACGCUGUGGGGACAUACCGAAAUAUGCUACCAGCCUGUAGAUGUUCCACAUCUACGCAUCAGCCAUAAGAGGGCCAAUGCUAUGACUUGGAAUCACGCAAACUAUCUGAGGCAAACGCUUACCGCUAAAUAUGAAGAAUUCUACAGGGCGCUCAGAAAGGCAAGGAUCAACAGUGCAAGAGAAUUUUAUCCAACAACGUUCUCUUACGAAUUUCCCACGCGUACGUUCAGAGAUUGUUACUUUGCAUACUUACCGGCGAGAGAAGAAGACCUUGUUUUUCCUACUAUCGAAGAAAAGAAAUUCCUUAAAAGAUACCAAUGUUACUGCUGAAUCAAACAAAAAUGAAGACAUCUUUGAGAUUU
Messenger RNA from Acanthoscelides obtectus, 4462 nucleotides. NCBI's taxonomy places the organism in Eukaryota, Metazoa, Arthropoda, Insecta, Coleoptera, Chrysomelidae. The record is from the annotation of a GenBank genome assembly.